Messenger RNA from Hemibagrus wyckioides, 3315 nucleotides. Its product is annotated as trichohyalin-like. Lineage: Eukaryota; Metazoa; Chordata; Actinopteri; Siluriformes; Bagridae. Bases 1 to 3315 code for a protein of 1104 amino acids. The record is from RefSeq and is a predicted model, not a curated record. The transcript has a single exon.
AUGUUACUUAGAAAACAAUUUCAACAAAGGAGGCGUGAAAACUCCAACGCUGUGUUAUUGCAGGAGGAGUUGGAGACAAAAGUGAAUGAGAUGGAAGAAUGUAAAUUGACGGAGGAAAAGAAAAAGAAAGCGGGUGAAGCAUUGGUGAAUAAGGUGGCAAAGCUGGAUGCUGUUUUGGCUUCUGAGCUAAAUGACUGGAAGCAGGACAUGGAUAAGACUAACACCAGACUCCAGCAGAACAUCACUGAGCUCCAGGCUUCCCUGAAACUCUGUGAGAUAUGGAAGAAGACUGAAGAACUGGAGAAAGAGAGCUUGCUGAGAGACAGAGAGAAACUGGAGAAACGUGUUGUUAAGCUGGAGGCCACGCUGGCUUCAGAGCGAGAGCAACAGGAGCAGGAAAAAGAGAAGACUACUUCUAUCCUUCAAAACCUCAGCAGUUGGGAGGCUAUAGUGGAUCAGCUUCAGGAACUGCAAAAGACUAGAGCACUGCAGAGAGAGAGCUUGCUGAGAGACCGAGAGCUACUGCAGAAACGUGUUGAUCAGCUGGAGGCCACGCUGGCUUCAGAGCGAGAGCAACAAGAGCAGGAAAAAGAGGUCAAGCAGGACAUGGAGGAGAGGAUUACUGCACUUCUCCAGACCAUCACUAAGCACCAAAAUUCCCUGAAUAUCCUUGAGGAACGGGAGAAGGUUGCAGAGCUGGAGAGAGAAAGCUUGAUGAGAGAUAGAGAGCAACUGGAGGCCACGCUGGCUUCAGAGCGAGAGCAACUGAAGCAGGAAAAAGAGAAGACUACUUAUAUCCUUCAAACCUUCAGCAGUUGGGAGGCUAUAGUGGCUCAGCUUGAGGAACAGCAGAAGACUAAGGCACUGCAGAGAGAGAGCUUGCUGAGAGACCGAGAGCUACUGCAGAAACGUGUUGAUCAUCUGGAGGCCACGCUGGCUUCAGAGCGAGAGCAACAGGAGCAGGAAAAAGAGGUCAAGCAGGACAUGGAGGAGAGGAUUACUGCACUUCUCCAGACCAUCACUAAGCACCAAAAUUCCCUGAAUAUCCUUGAGGAACGGGAGAAGGUUGCAGAGCUGGAGAGAGAAAGCUUGAUGAGAGAUAGAGAGCAACUGGAGGCCACACUGGCUUCAGAGCGAGAGCAACUGAAGCAGGAAAAAGAGAAGACUACUUAUAUCCUUCAAACCUUCAGCAGUUGGGAGGCUAUAGUGGCUCAGCUUGAGGAACAGCAGAAGACUAAGGCACUGCAGAGAGAGAGCUUGCUGAGAGACCGAGAGCUACUGCAGAAACGUGUUGAUCAUCUGGAGGCCACGCUGGCUUCAGAGCGAGAGCAACAGGAGCAGGAAAAAGAGGUCAAGCAGGACAUGGAGGAGAGGAUUACUGCACUUCUGCAGACCAUCACUGAGCACCAAAAUUCCCUGAAUAUCCUUGAGGAACGGGAGAAGGUUGCAGAGCUGGAGAGAGAAAGCUUGAUGAGAGAUAGAGAGCAACUGGAGAAAGGUGUGGUUCAACUGGAGGCCACGCUGGCUUCAGAGCGAGAGCAACUGAAGCAGGAAAAAGAGAAGACUACUUAUAUCCUUCAAACCUUCAGCAGUUGGGAGGCUAUAGUGGCUCAGCUUGAGGAACAGCAGAAGACUAAGGCACUGCAGAGAGAGAGCUUGCUGAGAGACCGAGAGCUGCUGCAGAAACGUGUUGAUCAGCUGGAGGCCAUGCUGGCUUCAGAGCGAGAGCAACAGGAGCAGGAAAAAGAGGUCAAGCAGGACAUGGAGGAGAGGAUUACUGCACUUCUGCAGACCAUCACUGAGCACCAAAAUUCCCUGAAUAUCCUUGAGGAACGGGAGAAGGUUGCAGAGCUGGAGAGAGAAAGCUUGAUGAGAGACAGAGAGCAACUGCAGAAACGUGUUGGUCAGCUGGAGGACACUUUAGCUUCAGAGAGAGAGCAACAGGAGCAGAAAAAAGAGAAGAUAGGGGAGAAGACUACUGUUCUCCUCCAGAACAUCACCAGGCUCGAUACUUCCCUGAAUCUCCUUGAGGAACGGGAGAAGACUAAAGAACUGGAGAGAGAGAGCAUGCUGAGAGACCGAGAGCAACUGCAGAAAAGCUUUGGUCAGCUGGAGGACACUUUAGCUACCGUAAGACAGCAACAGGAGCAGGAAAAAGAGGAGACAAAUGAGAACACUACUGCUGUCCUCCAGACCAUCACCAGGCUCGAGGCUAACUUGAAUCUCUUUGAGGAAUGGGAGAAGAAUAAAGUACUGCAGAGAGAGAACUUGCUGAGAGAUCGAGAGCAACUGCAGAAACGUGUUGUUCAGCUGGAGGCCACUCUGGCUUCAGAGCGAGAGCACCAGGAGCAGGAAAAAGAGAAGAUCAAGCAGGACAUGGAGGAGAGGAUUACUGUUCUCCUCCAGAACAUCACCUGGCUCGAUACUUCCAUGAAUCUCCUUAAGGAACGGGAGAAGACUAAAGUACUGCAGAGAGAGAGCUUGCUGAGAGACAGAAAGCAACUGGAGAAACAUGUUGAUCAGCUGGAGGCCACGCUGGCUUCAGAGCGAGAGCAACAGGAGCAGGAAAAAGAGAAGAUCAAGCAGGACAUGGAGGAGAGGACUGCUGCUCUCCUCCAGACCAUCACUGAGCACCAAAAUUCCCUGAGUCUCUGUGAGGAACGGGAGAAGAAUGCAGAGCUGGAGAGAGAAAGCUUGAUGAGAGACAGAGAGCAACUGGAGGCCACGCUGGCUUCAGAGCGAGAGCAACUGAAGCAGGAAAAAGAGAAGACUACUUAUAUCCUUCAAACCUUCAGCAGUUGGGAGGCUAUAGUGGCUCAGCUUGAGGAACAGCAGAAGACUAAGGCACUGCAGAGAGAGAGCUUGCUGAGAGACCGAGAGCUACUGCAGAAACGUGUUGAUCAGCUGGAGGCCAUGCUGGCUUCAGAGCGAGAGCAACAGGAGCAGGAAAAAGAGAAGCUCCUCCAGAACAUCACCAGGCUCGAUACUUCCCUGAAUCUACUUGAGGAACGGGAGAAGACUAAAGAACUGGAGAGAGAAAGCUUGCUGAGAGACCGAGAGCAACUGCAAAAAAGAAAAAGCUUUGGUCAGCUGGAGGACACUUUAGCUUCAGAGAGAGAGCAACAGGAGCAGGGAAAAGAGGAGACAGAGGAGAAGACUACUGCUCUCCUCCAGACCAUCACCAGGCUCGAGGAUUCCAUAAAACUCUUUGAGGAACGGGAGAAGACUAACGUACUGGAGAGAGAGAGCUUCCUGAGAGACCAAGAGAAACUGGAGAAACGUGUUGAUAACCUGGAGGCAAUAUUUCUACUGUAA